This is a messenger RNA of Linum trigynum, 2544 nucleotides long. NCBI's taxonomy places the organism in Eukaryota, Viridiplantae, Streptophyta, Magnoliopsida, Malpighiales, Linaceae. The record is from the annotation of a GenBank genome assembly.
CGAAUUUCUGUUGACCGUUAGAAUUGACGGUUGACCUGACGGUGGUCAACUUAUAUUUGACUAUUGCUUAUGUGGCAUUUAGGUGUUGUCCACCUAGGUGCCAUGUAGGAAAUUAAUAUUUGAAAAAUAUUAAUUUAAUUUUCGGAAAAAAAUUAAUAUUAUUAAUUUAUUUUUAAAUAAAUAUUUUCUAAACAAUGGCCCUCUGUCUUCCUCCGCAAUCCUUACUGCCAGGGUUCAUUCCUCUCGUCGCCGACGCCGUCAUGCCACAUCUGCUUCUUCGGACGAUCCCAACUCCUCGAUGCGCCGUGCGAUUUGGCUUCUUCCUUGGGCUCUGGGCAGAGGCUGAGCGGCGACAACGUAACGACGCGCAGCCAAAUCGAAUCCCUUCUUCCCUCUUCUCCAAGGCGGCAAGGAAAACAACUGCUUCAUCCGCAUUCAAUGGAGACAACGACCUCCAUCUCUCGCCGCCUCCCAAUCACGGAAGUGAAUCCCCCAGCUCACCGCUCUAUUGUUCUUACGGCCGACACACUUCGACGGUGAUGACGCUGCAGCCGCGGGAGGAAUCUUCGUUCCAGAGAAGGAAUUUGCUUUCGGCUCUCCAAUCUCGCAUCCACAACCUAUCCUAGUGACUUCCUUGGCUUUCUCCACUGGUGGAUUUCCAGGAUCGGUGAUCCGAACCCGACGUCGACGAUGACGACGACCAUCACCAAACCAGCUAUCCGAACCCGGCGUCGAUGACAACGAUAACCAGAUCCCUGGAUCUGGAUCUAAAUCUCCCUCCGCCUCCCGAUUCCGCUUAACCUGUCUAAUCUGCCUGUUUUUGUAUUAUAGAUGAGGAUGAAUCCAGAUCUGUCGAUGAGAUUUGGAGAAGGAGAGCAGUGGGCGGAGGGAGGCGGCAGCGUUCCAUUUGCAGAUAAAGCAAGUCUCCGGCAGCGUUGAUACUCUUCUGUCAAUCUUGGGUGGAGAUGGGAUAAAUAUGGAGAGGAAUAAGGUUCUUUUGUUCUUCGAGAGUGACGAAGAGGCAGGGUGAAUAAUUUCCCUUUUCUAUUUUACUUUUAUCCUUUUCUUUAUCUUUUUCUUCUAAUUAAAUGCAAAAAUUAGAUAGGCGGGUUAUAAUUUCCACGUCAGCGUGACAGGUAGGCAAUGACUAGGCAUUGACUAGUCUCCCAGUUAAAUAUAACAGUCAAACUAACGGAAAAGACGAUUUGGUAUACAAAUGUCAUAUCAAUAGUUUUGUAAUAUAAAUGGCAAAGUCGCUAAAGGUUGGUAUUUUUAGUGGUAUUAGCCCUUUUUUUAUUAACCCAAAUCAGUUUUUAUUUUAACGAUUUUGGUUAAAAUGAAAUUGGACCCUAAACUUAGACUAACCGAAAGUAUUAUAAAGGGUGCAGCGACUCAUUAAAAGUGACUUAUUGGGUUUUUUAUUAAUUAAAAAAAAAACGAUAAGCCUCUUAACGAGUUAUGUUUUGAUUUUGGUAAAAUAAUCUAUAUCAAUUUUUUAUUUUAACGGUUUGGUUGGGGUGACUCCUAAGAAGACAAAAUCCUAACGGAUUUUUUUCCAAAUUGCUAUUAUUUUGUUAAAUAUAAUAAAAAUAAUAUAAGAUAUUAUCAAACUGCAUAUAUCUGAAUUGGAUCGUUUGUGUCUCAAACGACUUGCUCACUGAUCAUAGUGGACAAACUCGAUCUAUGUAGAUUGUUUGUUCCACAAGCGAUGCGACUAUUGAUUGCAUGAGUACAAAACCCAUUGUAGUUGAUCACUACAUACAAAAAUGAUAAAUGGAAAAUCGCAAGCUUUAUUAUGAUACCCAUGCAGUAAAUGAGUAGAACAACAAAGUAAUUACUGAAUUACAUCGCAGCCGAAGCAAUAAAAAAAAAAAACAACAAUAGAACCCAUCGAAUUAAAAAUAUCACAACCGGUUGGAUCAGCAAGGAGGCAUGUCGGACGGCGGCGGCAACAUUUUGUCGUUCGGCCCUUUCCCGUUCUUCACUAUGAAAGUCAUCCCCAUUCCCCACGAUGCAUGACGCUCCAAAUGGCAGUGCAUGAACCAAACACCUGCAUUCAUUUAUAAAAUGAUAAUAUAUACGUUUCAGAUUAUUCAAAUUCGUCGGAGGUAAUCGAAGUACAUUCCAACGGCGCGCGCGGUCAUAUCAUCUAGAGUAUACUAAACUGCAGCUAGAGUGUACAAAUUUUUAUCAUAUAUAGGUUAGAAUUUAUACUUAUGGAGUAUACGAUAGUAGCACAUAUACGAUCCUAGUGAUAUAUCUUUGCAUAGAUCAUUGCAUCCUAAACUCUUAAUAAUGGAUAACCCAACUCAAAAUUCAAUUUAAUUAGAAAACAAUAAUUGACCAUGCUGAUUUGUCGGAGCUCAUCGAAGUAUAUAUAUAUCUAACCGCCAAAUCACCCAAAGUAUACUAUACUCCUAGAGUAUACUCGUCUUUAGUCUCUUUACCAUAUAGGCCAUACUGCUAUACUCCUGGGAGUAUACGAUACUCUAAAUUCUCGUAGUGAGCGCAUCUCUAUCUAGCUAAUACAUGGAUUAAACCGCU